Meleagris gallopavo (turkey) is the source of this 5735-nucleotide messenger RNA. The record is from RefSeq and is a predicted model, not a curated record. NCBI's taxonomy places the organism in Eukaryota, Metazoa, Chordata, Aves, Galliformes, Phasianidae.
AUGCUUUUGAUGGGCCAGAUUGAUCCCCACACUGUUGCAGGGCUGCUUCUGGAAAACAUACUUGAUCGAUCCAGGAUGGCCCCAAAGACUCCCAUUAAGAAUGAUCCAGUUGACUUAUCAAAGCAGAAGGGCUGCACCCCGGACAGAAACCCAAUGACACCUGUUAAGCUCAUUGACAGACCUCAGGCUGACCCUUGGACCCCCACUGCUAACCUGAAGAUGCUCAUUAGUGCUGCUAGCCCAGACAUGAGGGACAGGGAAAAGAAGAAAGAGCUCUUUAGGCCUAUAGAAAACAGUGAGCAGAAUGACAUACCUGACUCAUUACAGGAUGAUAUGGUAGAUGAUGGCACGGUUGAUGAAUUUGAAAAACAAAGGCCCAGCAGAAAACAGAAAAGCUUAGGACUCUUGUGCCAGAAGUUUCUAGCUCGCUAUCCAAGUUAUCCAUUGUCAACAGAAAAAACUACAAUUUCUUUGGAUGAAGUGGCUUCAAUUCUUGGAGUCGGGAGGAGACGAAUUUAUGAUAUAGUGAAUGUGCUGGAGUCGUUGCACUUGGUUAGCCGUGUGGCCAAGAACCAGUACUGUUGGCACGGGCGGCACAACCUAAGUCAGACUCUGAAAACGCUUCAGGAAGCGGGGGAGCUGCAGUAUGGAGAGCUAGUGACCUCCCAGUACAAGGAACAGGACACAGAGUACAAAUCUGGAGAGCAGAAAAAGGAAACAGUGCCAGACUCACAAGACAGACCAUUACUUGACUUUGCAGAACCAGAUUGCACGUCCGCAUCUGCAAACAGCAGAAAGGACAAGUCCUUGCGGAUUAUGAGCCAAAAGUUUGUCAUGCUGUUCCUUGUCUCCAAGACCAAGAUAGUCACUCUGGAUAUCGCAGCGAAGAUAUUGAUAGAAGAAAACCAGGAUACGGUGGACUACAGCAAGUUUAAAACAAAGGUACGAAGGCUGUAUGAUAUUGCCAAUGUUCUUACCAGCCUAUGCUUGAUAAAGAAAGUUCAUGUCACAGAGGAACGAGGCCGCAAGCCAGCUUUCAAAUGGAUUGGGCCUGUGGACUUCCCUGGCAAGACUGAUGAGCCAAGAGGGCACUGCCCAACAUCUGGUCCUCCAGCAGAGGCACGAAGAGGAGCCCGUGCCCCAUAUCAGAUCUGUGUUACUGGAAAGCAGAGGUUCACACGUCAUGCUUCAUUUAAUGAUGCACAGCCCUGUGAAGGUACCAAAAGGAAAGUCAGCUCUGAGCCCAGCAGCCCAAAUCGAGAGAGACAAGCUUGCAUUGUGAAUUCAGAUGAAUAUUGCUCAAAAACGAUAAAUCUAGCAUCUGUCUGCAGGCAGAAGAUAGAGGAAGAUACUAGGAGCAAAGCUUGUGCCACAGAAGGAGUACUCAAUGCAGCAAGGAACCCAAGUGUAACCUCACCUCUCUCCCUUCUUCCAGUUCCUGGGGACUCUGAUUUUUGUGCUAACCCUUUAUCUCAGGCAGUUUUCCCUGUGGUCCAGGCAGAUAUGCCAAGCCUUUUGCUGCCAAAAGGGGUCAGCAGCCAAGCUCUGCAUCCUUCCAGUGCAGCAGCCUCCAAGACAGAGAAUGGAAAACCUCACUUACUCCCCAGCCAACCCUUCCUGUGUUUCCCCUCAUCAUUUUUUAUGCUGUGUGGUGGACUUCAGGAGAAUCUCACAAGGGAGAGUGGGAGCACAGAGGAGAAGGUCUUGCCCCCAGAAGCUCAGGAUGCUGUACCUCCAGCUAAUUGCCAGAAACGCAGCUCCCACAGGUGCACAUCACCCUCUGCUCCUACUGAUGAUGAAGAACCAGCUGCUAAAAAGCAGACUGUCGAACAGAGUGAUGUCCCUAUCUCACUUGUAGUACCCAAGAAGCCUGUUGAGUUGCCUAAGGCAGACACUGCUCCAGGAAGUGGCUGUGCAUCUGCUGUACAUCUAGAAGCUUUUCAUCUUGACCUCUCAAGUCCUGCUGCUCCAGAGACUGCAGACGAAAAGUCUACUAAGCCUUUGGAUUCUCAGGAGCAAGAAAAAUGGUCUCAGAAUAAAGAGCCUGAUGAACCUUCUCCAGGAAAAGAUCACAUCUCUAAAGAAAACACCAAUCAGCCUUUUGUACCGCAGUAUCUUUAUGUUCAGCCUGCUGCUGGACUAAGCAGUUUUAAUUUCCUGUUCUCUGCAAACCAAGCUCCCAGUGCCAUCGGGCUGGCUGCAAGCCAGUUACCUUCUCUGAGUGUCCCCUGUGUCAUGGUACCAUCAGCAGCCUUGGCUUCCUUUCCUCUCGUCUGUUCACCUGCAAUUCCCAGCCGUCUUUCUCCAGUUCCUAAUGGCUCCUCAGCUGCUGCCUCCAUGAAUAUCAGCAUGCCUGGCCUGGCAUCGACAGCGCCUGUUUUCAUAGGCACCACGGCAGUGGUUACUCCAAAUGCCUCACCCUCACCAGCAGUGGAUCCCCAGCAAACUGCUCACCCUGCUGCACAUCCGAGACCUGUGCUCACGAGGUCCUGCAGUGCUGUUAAAUUGGAUUCCCCUGUGUGUGUGGGGCAUCCAGUGACCCUUCUGAAACUGCAGCAGCCUUCAUCGACUCCUGUCACUCCCAAGAGCGUUCGUCCUGCACGUCACGAGGCAUUCUUCAAAACUCCUGGAAGUCUUGGAGAUCCUAGUGCAUGGAAAAAAAGUGAAGGCAACCAGACCAGAAAUGCCAGCUCUGUGCAGAGAAGACUAGAAAUCUCUAGUACCAGCACUGACUAAGUCCAUGCAUUGCAAAGGUUGGGCAGAUUGUCCUAGGACACAGUAUUUGUUACAAGAGGUCAAGCGCUCUUAAUCUGAAAAGAAGAGCGUGUUGACAUGUCAUCCCUUUUGGCAUGCUUCCCCACUAUCCAUUCACCCACCAGUUCUGUUAACCUUCUCCACAAAUCAGACUUGGUAGUGAAAACCUUUUACUUAAUUGUUCCUUCAGUACUGAUCUGAAUUCAGAUGCUGUAGUUCACAUAACCUUGUGGGCAUCAAAUUUUAUUUGUGGUUUUAAUCUGGAAAACUCUUUAUCAAUCUGAGGUGAUGUAAAGAGAUUUCAUUGGAGUCCCCACGGGUUCUUUGCUCGUGGUUUUAAGUGAGACAUCUAGCACUUAUCUGGGGGUAAGCAAUUUUUUAACAUGUCUGCUUACCCUGAGUAAAUCUGUGGUGAAAUUGAUGAGCUAAAACAUUAUGCCAAACCCUGUCGCCGCAGUACAGCCUCUUGCUAUUUAUUUGGUACAUUACAGUGGGAGCUUCAGAGUAACAGAUUUUCUCAGGGUGGGAUUACUUGAAUGUCAGUCAGUUGUUGUACAAUUUGCCCAGCACUUGUGGUUAGGAAAACAAAUAACACCAUAUGAUUGAAUGUAUACAUUUGAAAAAUAUUAAGACCAAAAUAACUGUGAAUUAACAUUUUUAUAGUUAUGUCAAUGAACUGCGUUGUUCCUUGGGUUUCUUUCUCCUAAUCUGAGCAAAAGGUACAAAGGUAGAUGUGAAGAAUACAAAACCUGACUCUUGGAAAAAAAAAAGUUUGACAAAGUCAUUUGAGAGUGUCAAGUCACUGGGAGAACUGUGCUAAGAUUUCCUUUCCAUGCGAUAUGUGUUCUGGACUUUAUGACUAAGGGACACUGGUAAGUCAGUAAUCACACUAUGAGAUUCACUUUAACCUGAGUCUCCUUAAGUGCCUUCUUAGAGGUUUACUUCAAUCUGUACCCCUUAAGUAGAUUUUAAGUGCCUAUCUGUUCAUCUGUGGGAAUUUUGUAACUAGUUAAUAGUGUUUGAAUGUACUUGGAAGAUGAGGGAGAUUUUAUCUUUUGGCACAUAUCUGUUGAAACCACAAAAGAAGCUAAAAAAGAAUGGGAGUCAAAUUUUGGAAGUAAAAAAUUAUUUGUGUUCCUUAUGAGAAGAUAAGGAGAAGAAAAGGGCGUGUGUAACACUUAACAUUCAGGGUCUUCAAAUAACGAAUGGUGCUAUUAAUAAUAUAGGACAUAAUUUUAAGGGUUAAUACUCUUAUGGUUGGGUAUGUUCUUUACUGGUAUAGCAAUCUGCCAUGAAACUUGUGCAGCUUCCUUUUUAAAAGACAGAAUGCAUUGCUGUUGACAUCAUGUUACUCUGGAUUUUUAGCAAACAUAGGGCCAACAUCAUCAGCUCCUCCCUCACGAGUAGUAACUUUGCUUUGAUUGGUACUGGUGUUUGGGGGUAGAUAGGCUGAUGUGCUACUUGGUCAAGGGAGGCUAGGAUUUUAUGUGGGAGUUUGGAAUUUGAUGAGGAUUUUUAUUUUUAUAAUGAAAUGUAUAUGAAUUUAAGAAAAAACUUUGCCAAAACUGGGAAUUGAGUUAAUGUGACUUUAUCUUAGAAUAAACAAAUAACAGCCUUAUCAGGAGAGCUGGUUAGCCCUCAUUGAAGGGAAAUCUCUACAGUGGAAUUAUCGUAGGAAUUUUCAGGGAUUAUAAGAAGAAAUCUUCAGAUUGCUAAAUUUAAAGUUGUUUUUUCUGGUGUUUGUUUUUUUUUUUAAUCACACUACAAUUGUGAAAGUUUACAGUUUUUGCUUCUGAAUUAUUUCUUCUUAUACACCCACUUAUAUUUAUUUCAUUUUGAAAAGUUUUGAAAUAGGCACGGUGCUGCCACUGUACUUGUGCUAACCUACAGUUGUUACUUUUGUGGCUGGAAAGAGGCUGCAGUGAUUCUGGUGGACAUCGUGGAUGUCUAUUUCCUUGUCUUUUCCUCUCAAGUGUGGUGCAGCCUUUGAAUGAAAUAGCAGCUGGCAGCAGAAGAGAGUGUUGGGGUCAAGUAUUGACCCUAGCUGAAGCAUGAUCAUGAUAUUCACCUUGUGUUGUAGUCUGUGUCAUAGCAUACUUGAAAAUGCAGGGAUUGAAAAUGUAUCUUCUGUUUCCAAUUUCUGCUUCUACUUUUGAGUUCCUGUAAAUACAGCAGGCCUGGAAAUGAGGAUCAACUCCCUCACAAUCAAAACUGAUGGGUUGCAGUUGUGAAAGCAAAUUUGGGACUGGGAACAGAAGGGUGUUUAAGUGCCGUUCUGGUUUUGUCAUUGCAAAAUUAUCACUGGAGUAGGUGCAGGGAUGGAUAGAAAAGCAGCACCGGGGCAUUUGGGUGACACUGGGGACAGUGCUGCUUGCAACUGACUGGCAAGGCAGAAGGGUGGGCUGUCAGGAGGGAAUGAGUUUAUUUUCUAUCUUUGCCUUUGCUGAAAGCAAAAUAGUAAAUUAAACUAGUAACAAUUCACCAGCAAAGUAGCUUUGGAAAAGCGGAAUUUGUACUCACACUGAGGAAAAGUGCAUACCUAUGAUGUUUUGCAGGGUUUGUAAAACCUUUCUGUUCCAAAACAGUUGUUAGGGAGGGUGAGUGUGUAACUUAUACUUGAAUCUACCUGCCACGUUUACAUUUCUGAUUAUCUUUUGUAAAUUGGUGCUAUUUCUGUAUUUAAAAAGCGGUAUUUUUAAUGUAAAGCUGCUUUCAGUUUGUAUCUUUGCACUGCUAGUUUAAUAUAGAUAUUAAUUUUAUUGCUGCCUAUAACUGUCCUGCUUUUCCUGCUCUGUAGCAAUCUUUUUAGCUGUUUGCUUAUAGCUUUACUCCAAUCACAAUGUUGGGAUGAUUAUCUUUUAAUCCUAUCUCUUAGCAAAAUAUUAAACUUUUACAGAAUAAAAGUGGAACAAAAAACAAGUGUGAGGCUGUGAUGUCAGUAUGGAGAGCGUUCUUUAAAAUAAAUAACCAUCCACCAUGCA